AUGACAGCUGUUCAGAGGAAGCAUGGAAACGUUUUUGGAGUUGUGCAGAUCCAGACAUUUAAUGUUGAGGCACCAUGCCAGACCGUGGAAGAUUUAACGAGUGGGGUUGUGAUGGCCCAGGUUCUUCAAAAAAUAGAUCCAGUUUACUUUGAUGAAAAUUGGCUGAACAGGAUCAAAACAGAAGUAGGAGAUAAUUGGAGGCUAAAGGUAAGCAACCUGAAGAAAAUUUUAAAAGGAAUACUGGAUUAUAACCAUGAGAUUCUAGGGCAACAGAUUAAUGACUUCACCCUUCCUGAUGUUAACCUGAUCGGAGAGCAUGCUGAUGCUGCUGAGCUCGGGAGAAUGCUUCAGCUGAUUUUGGGAUGCGCUGUUAAUUGUGAACAGAAACAAGAGUACAUCCAGACCAUAAUGAUGAUGGAAGAAUCAGUUCAACAUGUUGUCAUGACAGCCAUUCAGGAGUUGAUGAGUAAAGAGUCUCCCGUCUCUGUUGGAAAUGAUGCUUACGUUGACCUUGAUCGGCAGCUGAAGAAAACUACAGAAGAAUUAAAUGAAGCACUAGCAACAAAAGAAGAAAUUGCCCAGAGAUGUCAUGAGUUAGAUAUGCAGGUUGCAGCCCUCCAGGAGGAGAAAAGCAGCUUACUCGCUGAGAACCAGAUUUUGAUGGAACGUUUAAAUCAAUCUGAUUCUAUUGAAGAUCCCAAUAGCCCUGCAGGUCGUAGGCAUUUGCAGCUGCAAACACAACUAGAACAACUCCAAGAGGAAACAUUCAGAUUAGAAGCUGCCAAAGAUGACUAUCGAAUACGCUGUGAAGAACUAGAAAAGGAAAUUGCUGAAUUGAGACAACAAACAGAAGAACUUACUACGUUGGCAGAGGAGGCUCAAUCUUUGAAAGAUGAAAUAGAUGUACUCAGGCAUUCUUCUGAUAAAGUAGCCAAGUUAGAAAGCCAGGUAGAGUCAUACAAAAAGAAAUUGGAAGAUCUGGGUGAUUUGCGACGGCAAGUGAAACUCUUAGAAGAGAAGAAUACAAUGUACAUGCAAAAUACUGUGAGCCUGGAAGAAGAACUACGGAAAGCCAACGCAGCACGCAGUCAGCUGGAAACAUACAAGAGACAGGCAGUUGAACUACAAAACAGGUUAUCUGAAGAAUCCAAGAAAGCUGAUAAAUUAGAUUAUGAAUGCAAACGACUGAAAGAAAAAGUAGACAGCCUCCAAAAAGAAAAAGAUAGAUUAAGAACAGAAAGAGAUUCUCUGAAAGAAACCAUUGAAGAGCUUAGAUGUGUACAAGCUCAAGAGGGUCAACUCACCACAACAGGAUUGAUGCCUCUGGGAAGCCAAGAGCCUUCAGACAGUUUAGCAGCAGAAAUUGUUACUCCUGAAAUAAAGGAGAAACUCAUUCGCCUUCAGCAUGAGAACAAGAUGUUAAAGUUGAACCAAGAAGGUUCUGACAAUGAAAAGAUUGCCUUGUUGCAGAGCCUUCUUGAUGAUGCAAACUUACGGAAGAAUGAAUUGGAGACAGAAAACAGACUGGUAAAUCAGAGACUUCUUGAAGUGCAGUCCCAGGUUGAAGAGCUGCAAAAAUCUUUGCAGGAUCAAGGUUCAAAAGCUGAAGAUGCUAUUUCAGUUCUUCUGAAAAAGAAGCUUGAAGAACAUCUUGAGAAGCUCCAUGAAGCUAACAAUGAGCUACAGAAGAAACGAGCUAUUAUUGAGGAUUUGGAACCAAGAUGCAAUAACAGUUCACUCAAAAUUGAAGAAUUACAAGAAGCUUUAAGGAAAAAGGAAGAGGAAAUGAAGCAAAUGGAAGAGCGAUACAAAAAGUAUUUGGAAAAGGCCAAAAGUGUCAUCCGCACUUUAGAUCCUAAGCAGAACCAGGGUUCAGCUCCUGAGAUUCAAGCUCUGAAAAAUCAAUUGCAGGAGCGGGACAGAAUAUUUAAUUCAUUAGAGAAAGAAUAUGAAAAAACAAAAAAUCAAAGAGAGAUGGAGGAGAAAUUUAUUGUUAGUGCCUGGUACAAUAUGGGGAUGACUCUGCAUAAAAAAGCAGCAGAAGAUAGACUGGCUAGUACAGGCUCAGGACAGUCCUUCCUGGCUAGACAACGGCAAGCCACGAGCACAAGGAGAUCUUACCCUGGUCAUGUCCAGCCAGCAACAGCAAGGUAGAGAAGCCUUGCCCUUAAAAAGAAAACUGCCCUGUGAUCCAGGCCACUUCUGUUGCAAGUGACAACAUUCAAGGAAAACCAACCAGCAUCCUUUCUCUUUCUCCCUUGUUACUACUAUUAUUUUACAGUCCAGGAAAGGGUUUUCUUAUGUUUUAUCAUUGUUCUGUAAUGCCCUUUGCUUAU
Chaetura pelagica (chimney swift) is the source of this 2336-nucleotide messenger RNA. RefSeq names its product hook microtubule-tethering protein 3 (gene HOOK3). Gene Ontology annotation, biological process: cytoskeleton-dependent intracellular transport; cytoplasmic microtubule organization. Gene Ontology annotation, molecular function: microtubule binding; dynein light intermediate chain binding. The record is from RefSeq and is a predicted model, not a curated record. Bases 1 to 2154 code for a protein of 717 amino acids. The transcript is spliced from 23 exons. Gene Ontology annotation, cellular component: centrosome; cytoplasm. NCBI's taxonomy places the organism in Eukaryota, Metazoa, Chordata, Aves, Apodiformes, Apodidae.